GGCCGCCGCCGCCGCCACCCGCGUCCCUCCGCCUCCCGAGGCCCGGGGCAGCCUCCGCGGGCCGCGCCGGGGCCGCCCCGCACUGCGCAUGAGCGGGAGCCCGGCGAGCCCGUGAGAGGAGCCGUCGCCGCCGCCGCCGUCCAUUCGCUGCGGAGCCGGAGGAGGAGGGGAGAGGCCUGGAGGACACCAACAUGAACAAGUUGAAAUCAUCGCAGAAGGAUAAAGUUCGUCAGUUUAUGAUCUUCACACAAUCUAGUGAAAAAACAGCAGUAAGUUGUCUUUCUCAAAAUGACUGGAAGUUAGAUGUUGCAACAGAUAAUUUUUUCCAAAAUCCUGAACUUUAUAUACGAGAAAGCGUAAAAGGAUCAUUGGACAGGAAGAAGUUAGAACAACUAUACAAUAGAUACAAAGAUCCUCAAGAUGAAAAUAAAAUUGGAAUAGAUGGUAUACAGCAGUUCUGUGAUGACCUGGCACUUGAUCCAGCCAGCAUUAGUGUGUUGAUCAUUGCAUGGAAGUUCAGAGCAGCAACACAGUGUGAGUUCUCCAAACAGGAGUUCAUGGAUGGCAUGACAGAACUAGGAUGUGACAGCAUAGAAAAACUAAAGGCCCAAAUACCCAAGAUGGAACAAGAAUUGAAAGAACCAGGACGAUUUAAGGAUUUUUACCAGUUUACUUUUAAUUUUGCAAAGAAUCCAGGACAAAAAGGAUUAGAUCUAGAAAUGGCCAUUGCAUACUGGAACUUAGUGCUUAAUGGAAGAUUUAAAUUCUUAGACUUAUGGAAUAAAUUUUUGUUGGAACAUCAUAAACGAUCAAUACCAAAAGAUACUUGGAACCUUCUUUUAGACUUCAGUACAAUGAUUGCCGAUGACAUGUCUAAUUAUGAUGAAGAAGGAGCAUGGCCUGUUCUUAUUGAUGACUUUGUGGAAUUUGCACGCCCUCAAAUUGCUGGGACAAAAAGUACAACAGUGUAGCACUAAAGGAACCUUCUAGAAUGUACAUAGUCUGUACAAUAAAUACAACGGAAAAUUGCACAGUCAAUUUCUGCUGGCUGGACUGAACUGAAGAUCAAUCCUCAUAUUCAAACUGAGGGUUGAGACAAAUCUUUAAGGAUACAUCUUGGACCAUAUCGUAUUUCAUUCUCCUAAUGGUGGUUUGGGCUUGUCUUCUAGUCUGGGCCGCUCUAAACAUUUAUAAUUCCAACAUUGUGGAUUUCAUCUUAUAUCUGUGGACCAUCCUAGUUUGUUUUCCCAUAAGUCUUAGAAGCUUUAUGGUGAUUAUUUUGAGGUUUCCAUUCUUGCAUAAAGCACAAUGCUGUCUUCAUCAGAAAAGUUUGGCAUAAGAAUUAAACAUAAUGAACAUCACAAACAAUUUAUAAAAACUUCUUAAAUAUAUGCUUUGGGCUAGUUGCAAAGACUAUGCUGAUAGCACUUCCAGUGAGAGUGAUAUAUUUAAGUGUACUGAAUCUGGAAUGGUGUUUUUGUUUGGGGGGGGGGGGGGAUUUAAUUUUUUCCUGGCAAAUCACAUGUAUCAUUGAUAUGAGUAGACUAUCUGAUGAAAGAAAUGUCAAAACGAGAAAAUUUUUUAGGAUACUUGGUGCCUAUCCAAAAGAUGUAUUGUGUUUUAGACUCUUGAUUCCGAAAAGGUUCCACAGAACUAGUCUGCACUUACCUUUACCUAGGUGGUCCUACAGGGAGCUUUUAUUUAGAAAACAUCUGCAUAAUGCUAGAUCACACUCUGGUCUACAUUAUGCACUAUGUAAUUGGAUUUCAUUAUGCUUUUGAAAUACUAUAUGCCUAUCAGAUACGUUAAACUAUUUAAUUUGUUUUGAAUGUUUUGGAUUGCUCCACAAUACAAUGUUCUAAAUUUAGGCAUGAGGGUUUAUUUUUUGCUUUUUCCUUCUUUUUGGUCAUCGCACUAUGGAAUACAAAUGAAAUUCUCUUAAUUUAUAAAAAGAUAGUAGGAAUUAAAUUUUGGAAAUGGUUGUGAUGAGCCAUGAAGUUCAAUCUUUAUAAUAUAGGUACUGCUCUUUCAGACAAGUAGUCCAUUUUUGAUGACUUGUUAUUUUGUUGAAAUUGCUUUAACUUCUAAAUCACUGUGGUUGCCAAAUAUUUAAAAACUUCAAGAGCAAAGAUUUUCAACCAUCCAUAUACUUUAUGCAGAAUACCAAUCUGGCUUUUAUUUUUGUAAAUUAUUUAAUCUUUUUUUUUCUUUCAAAUUAGCUCAGUUUUCACAUUAAAGCAGUAUGCUCUCUUGUAUUUAUUUUGCUCGUUACAAGGCCCAUGCACUGCUUUCCUGCUGAAAACACCCAUUUGUGUUUACCUACAUGUGAAGGCUUUAAUUACUUUCUUAAAUGUUUUGAUAAGGCAAGUUAAAGAUGAUGAGCUUAAAUUUUAGAUGACCAUGGCCAUUAUAGUAGAAAAAGAUUUUCCUUGGUGUAUCUUGGUACUGACAGUCUAGUAUUGAUAUUAACAAAAGAUGUACUUCAGAGUAGCAGUGCAUUUUAUACAAGAAUAUGUGUUUAAGAAACAAUGACAUACUAAAACUUGGAUUUACUGAUUUGAAAUUGAUAAGAAGUCUCAUCCGCCUAGAUAUUAUGUUAAUAUUCCAAUUAUAACUUCAAGGAUACAGUUCUACCAAGAGAAAAAUUUGAAAAUUUUAUUUGGUGAAAAGAAUUAUUAGAAAAAGCAAAAAAGAAGAAUCCUGCUGUUUUCUUGAUUUCAUUGUAACUAUGAAGAGGAACUUCAAUUAUGAAAAAAAAUUCAAGAGAUAUUUUACUGUAUUGUUUCCUGUCUUGAAGAUUUUGAAUUAUGAUAUUGUUUUCAGAUUAUUCAAGUAUGCUGUGUUUGAAAUGAGAUUUCAUUAACUUUUUUUCGACAAUAUAAUUUUUUUCCAUAAAAAUUGGAUAUUGGUUGUGUGGCCUAGUGCCUUGAGUUUUACAAAUAUUUCCUUUUAAAUGCAAGACCUUUUCAACAAAAUAGUGUUUGUCAUCAGUAUGGUACUAAACAUUUAUAAUUACUGUGUAAUUAUAAACAAAAAUACAUAAAGCUUUGAAUAUAAUUAUGUAGCAUAAAAGUUAAGGUUGUUCACUAUGAUGGCAUCUUAGAAUUAAAACUAUUACUAGGGCUGAAAAGAGAAAACUGAUUUAAUAUGGUGUGAUUAUUCUGAGGAUAAAUGGUUAUAGAUAAUGUUUUGUACUGAAAAAAGCUUACACAUGAUUCUGUGUGUGUGUGUGUGUGUGCGUGUGCGUGCAUGCGCGCAUGUGUGCGCGUCUAAGAGAAAGACACACACUCGACUUGAAUGCUUUAAUUCACAAGCAUUUCAGUCUUCAUUCUGGUCAACUUCCCAUGCUGAUCUCUGUUUCAAACUGAACCACAGGUACAGUUUCCUUUUUUGCCAAAUGUCAGAACAAGUACCCAUUUUAAAAUGUAAUGCUUUUUAAAUAGUAAAAUGUAUAAAAUUAGAAGUACCCACAUAUAAAAAUAUUUGAGAUCAAGGUUAUCUUUAGUGAAUAUCACCUGCAUAUAUCUGUAAGUUCAACUGUGUUUCUUAAAAUCCCUGUCAUAUUACCAACAGAGGCAAUAAAAGCUUCAGUGAAAUUGC
Molecule: messenger RNA, 3600 nt
Organism: Dipodomys spectabilis (banner-tailed kangaroo rat)
Lineage: Eukaryota; Metazoa; Chordata; Mammalia; Rodentia; Heteromyidae
Gene: Dcun1d1
Product: defective in cullin neddylation 1 domain containing 1
Exons: 7
Coding region: 192-971 (259 amino acids)
Biological process (GO): positive regulation of ubiquitin-protein transferase activity; protein neddylation
Cellular component (GO): ubiquitin ligase complex
Molecular function (GO): cullin family protein binding; ubiquitin conjugating enzyme binding; ubiquitin-like protein binding
Source: RefSeq, a predicted model, not a curated record